CCGGCGGCGCUCAGUCAUUGAACAGCAUGAGCCGGGGGGACCGAAACCCAGCAGCGGUUCCACACGCCGCUGAGGAUAUUCAGGGGGACGACAGGUGGAUGUCGCAGCACAAUAGGUUUGUCCUGGACUGCAAGGACAAGGAGCCUGACGUGCUCUUCGUGGGUGACUCCAUGGUGCAGCUGCUGCAGCAGUACGAGAUAUGGCGAGAGCUCUUCUCACCCCUUCAUGCGUUGAAUUUUGGGAUUGGUGGAGACACCACGGGACACGUUCUAUGGAGACUGAAGAACGGUGAACUGGAGAACAUUAAACCGAAGGUCAUUGUGGUUUGGGUUGGAACAAAUAACCAUGAAAACACAGCAGAAGAAGUAGCAGGUGGAAUCGAGGCUAUCGUGCGCCUGAUAAACACCCAGCAGCCACAGGCCAAAGUGAUUGUACUGGGCCUGCUACCUCGUGGAGAGAAGCCAAACCCGCUGCGGCAGAAGAACGCCAAGGUGAACCAUCUGCUAAAAGCCUCGCUCCCCAAACUGCCCAACGUCCAGCUGCUGGACGUGGACGUCGGCUUCGUGCACUCGGACGGCACCAUCUCCUACCACGACAUGUUCGAUUUCCUGCACCUGACGGGAGGGGGCUACGCCAAGAUCUGCAAACCCCUCCACGAACUGAUCAUGCAGCUGCUGGAGGAGACCCCGGAGGAGAAACGAGCUGCCCUGGCCUGAGCAGCUGCCGCCAGCGUGCAGAGCAUCACCCAGCCCAUCAGAUCCGUUCUGUCACUGGCACUACAGAAUCCUUCUUUCUUAAAGCACUUUCCAUUGUAGAAUGUUACCGGCUGUUCGUACCUAGUGUUUGGAGGGGGAAGGCUCAUGGUUAACUGGUCUUGUACAUACGAGGGCCGGCUUGGUUGGUUUUAUUGCAGGAGGAGAUUAGCUGCAGAAGAGUUUUACUUUUAAACCAUUCCUCAUUUAACCCGAGAACAGGACUGUCGCUCUGUGCCCCCCUCACCUCUUGUUGCUCUGUGUUGUCCUAGAACCCUCGUAGCCCGUCUCUGACGGCCCGCGCACAGCUCCUGCUCGCCGGUCCUGGCUGUGGGGACUGUGCUCUGUGUAGUAGCCUGUGAACAAGAAUCACAUUCCACUUGCAAAAGCCAGAACAGAUGCAUUUUUCCAAACUCGGUCCCAUCUUUUAACGUUGGUUGGUUGGUUGUUGUUUGUUUUUUUUUUUUCCCCUGGGGGGGGGUUUGAAGUGACGCGUGUUGCUUCCUCACUCCUCGCCGAAGCGGCGUGAAACUGGAAUUCAGAAAUGCAAAGAAACAAACGGUUAAGCGAACUCGUGUAACACUCCCAGGUGCUUGUGCUUGUGCUUAUUUCACGUGCCUGUAGCCGGGCACCUUCCCCCCACGGGGCACCUUCCCCCCACGUAGCUUUCCCCGGGGGCAGCCUCGUCCCGGUGCUGCCGGCCGUCCUGUUCUCUGCUCCCGUCUCGCCGUGGUGUCGCUGGCUUUUAACAGUUGCUCAGUGUAGGAUUUUAAUUAUCCAGUAAACACCGCGCAAGGCACUCACUUCCUCGCUACUCUAGAGCCGUCAUUUCAUUCCUCCAGGAUGCUGCAGGGCCCUUUGUAAUGCUGUCCGUUGUUCUUUUUUUCUUUUUUUUUUUAAGUAUGACUGUUACAGCCUUUUUUUCCUAAAGGAAGCCCAUAUGAGUAGCCACUGUCCACAAGGCCUCAAUCACUCUGAAGCUUUACAGAUUCCGAGGUGUAUAUUUCUUUAUUGCUUCUGUUUUACAUGUAUAAACAUUUUUAUUUGAGCAACUACAGCCUCUAACAGUAAACACUGAAGCCAAGGUGUAGCUUUUCCUGCCCUGGACGCUGCUCCUCGCCUUGAGCCGAGGGACUGGAGGGGCAGGGCUGCGGCUAGCGGGGAUUUUGGUUUGGGUUUUCUGUUACGAGGGCUGGUUGUAGUCUACUAACGAUCAUUGGCAAACAGCCUUUCGUUUAAAAGCGAAAGGUUUCUCUUUUUCAGAAAGAAACUGGUUUGGACCCGGAAGGCAGAGCCCUAGACGAAUAGCUAACUACUCGCAGCUCAUCUGACCCAAAGCCUGUUCCUCCUCGGCUUACCCGCCGCCGCCGGAGCUCCCGCGGGCCUCGGCGCUUCCUCCCACGUGCGCGGGGUCCAUGGUCCCGCACGCUCAUCCCGGCGCGUAAAUCGUGGAGGAACGGGUCGCUUCGCAGUGGGCACUUCCCACCGUGUUCCCAGCGCGGGGCCUCAGGCCUCCGGGUUGCUUGCUGUGCCCCGCUGCAGUGGCGUACGUAGGCGCUGUACAUAGUCUGUCUGCCCUUUUACACGAAGGGUGCUGGUGUUUAACGCAGUCUAUAACCUAGCAGUAAGGAACUCGUUAAUUGUCCCACUACAUUCCCCUCUCCCCGUAGAUUUGAUCGUAGCAGGAUUUCUGCCUGGAUUGCAUGCGUAGUGUGUGUUUCGUUUCCAGUAUAUGUGAUCUACACACAGAUGAAGGAAAGAUGAAGCGUUCCGCUUGCGGCAGCAGAGCAGGACGUGGCGGUAGAGGCGAGCUCCGGCCCCACUGCCCCGACCAGGGCCUGCACUGCCCGGCGGGACGGGCCGAGGCGAGGCCGCUGCGCUGCCCACCAGCCGCUCGCCGGAGAAGUUGGGGCAAGGGAGAGUGGAAAACCGCAACGCUGUGGCGGAGGAUUCCUGGGGAAAGGACUUGCCCCCACCCCACACACCCCUGAAGGAGACGGGGUGAACUGGGCUCAGCUCCCUGUCAGCUUUCGAGGCGCUGGUUGAACCCCAUCGCUGGUUGAACCCCAUCGCUGCUUCGCUCCCGCUGCGUUUGGCUGAAGAGCUACUGACCAGGAACGUCUGCUCCAGCGAAAGGCCCCGGCUUCUCAAGUCAGCAGCAGCCGUGAGUCAGCCCCUCUUGGCGGGGGCCGGGCGGGCCCAGAGCUUUGGCAGGCUCCUGAGCCACCUGCGACGUGCCUGAGGAUGGCUCUGCUUAGGCUUGGCUUGCUAAGGCUCCACGCUCCGCUCAGUCCAGCGCUCACGGCCCCCCCUCUGCCCCCGUAACCGCCGCUGGUACUGCUGGCACCGCGUCAAGAAAGCGAGGACGGCUUCCUCCCCGCUCUGGCUUGAGCUCCGCUUGUCGCUGCCUCGCAGGGACCUGCCCUGCUCCCGCUGCUGGGCUUUGGGGGACCCGGUACCAACGUCCCCGCGCCCCGUCACAAGCUGCAGCUCCUGCUCCGGGUGACCGACGGCCCCUGAGGCUGGGAACCCUGGCGUUGUCACGGUGUGAGCUCUGCGGGAGGGUUGCCAGCUUCGUCUUCAUCGCAGCAGAGAGAAAAACAAACCAAAAGAUGUGAAAGGACAGAAAGUCGCUGGUAACCUGCCGGGGGUGGCAGGAUGGGAGCUGGGAGGAGGAGAGCCCACACCGGCGUGAAACGAGGCCGCGGGCUCCCUCGGCGCUGCCCCUCUGCCCUGCCCUGCCCACUCCAAACCUCCCCGGGACAAAACCGUUGUGAUUCCGCUUUGGCCAAAACGCAGCGUCGGCUGGUAGCGCUCGCUCUGUUAGUGCGUAUUGCGAUAUAAAUGUCUCUGUUUCACCCCA
Athene cunicularia (burrowing owl) is the source of this 3615-nucleotide messenger RNA. It is a transcript of the gene PAFAH1B2, whose product is annotated as platelet activating factor acetylhydrolase 1b catalytic subunit 2. The record is from RefSeq and is a predicted model, not a curated record. NCBI's taxonomy places the organism in Eukaryota, Metazoa, Chordata, Aves, Strigiformes, Strigidae. The transcript is spliced from 6 exons. The coding region runs from base 27 to 716 and encodes 229 amino acids.